Perca flavescens (yellow perch) is the source of this 6323-nucleotide messenger RNA. It is a transcript of the gene usp19, whose product is annotated as ubiquitin specific peptidase 19. The transcript is spliced from 26 exons. Gene Ontology annotation, biological process: protein deubiquitination. The record is from RefSeq and is a predicted model, not a curated record. Gene Ontology annotation, molecular function: cysteine-type deubiquitinase activity. The coding region runs from base 531 to 5261 and encodes 1576 amino acids. NCBI's taxonomy places the organism in Eukaryota, Metazoa, Chordata, Actinopteri, Perciformes, Percidae.
AGUGCUCUAUGCGCGCACUCGUUUCACGUUUGGUCUGUUUGGCCGGGUGGCAGUAGUGUAAUUAAUUUGUUCCAAACAAAGUGGGACUCACCCCGCAGAGGCCGAAUGAUACAAACAGACUGGACAGUUUUUCAAUUGUUGUCUUUUGUUUGAAUCUUUGAAAUACAUAGCAUAACGUUAUCAGAAAUGGGUCCCGGAUAAAGGAAAGAAUAUUCUAGAAACACCGUGGACUGCGGGGUUUCGAGUGCGGGCAUGAGCGCAGCGGCCCGCCGCCGUGAAGGAGCUUAGCAGCCGGGAGAAGCGGAAGGAGUCGCAAGCAAUUGUGUGUCAGAAACGGAAUUCAGUUCUCGCCAAAUUGAAGCCCCGUCCCCAUCCCUAACUAGCCUUCCUGAUUCUGUUCUGGGAGAGUUCAGACCAGUAUCAUCGCCAAGAUAGCCGGGUCAGGCAGAAAGAGGCACACCUCAGAUCCAGACCCCAGCAGCGGUAGUGAUUCAGGCGACGGGCGGCCUGUUAGUGCCAAGUGCCUGAAGAUGGCCAGCAGCGGUGGCAGUGGUGUGGCUGGUAACGAGACAGUGGGCCGGCGUGGUGGGGCUCAGCACAGAGGAGGCAGCGGUAGGGACAACAGUUCAGACCUGUCCUCCAGUACCAGUAAGAAGAAACAGAAGGACAGGGCCAACCAGGAGAGCAGAGAGGCCAAGAGGGCAACCGCAGCAGCAGCAGCCGCUGCAGCAGUAGAUGGGGUUAUUGCAGAGGUCAAGAAAGAUGUGUUUGUGGACUGGAAGCAGAAUGUCAAUGAAGUGACUGUCAGACUGCGCUGUGGGGAGGGGGUGCAGAGGGUAGAGGACAUCAACACAACCUUUACUGAUACACACUGCAAUGUUUGCUUUCCAGAUGGACGGCAGUGGAGCUGCCAGUUGCAGGAGGAAAUUGAGGCCUCGUGUAGCAGAGUCCAGUACAAGGAGAAGGGAGGUUUCCUGCAUGUCAUCAUGCACAAGAAGAUCCCCUUUCACAUCUGGCCUUCGCUUAAGUCAAACAAGAAGGAGAAGGAGGCAGUACCUACAGAGACCAAAAAGGACAAGGAGCUGGAGAUGAAAGCUGUUGCCUUGGCGUCAUUAGAGAAACCCAAACUGUCCUCCUCGCAGCCAAAACUCCAGCCCCAACCUCCCUCCUCACCUGCGCAGAGCGAGUCAAGACGCAGCGGUGGCAAAGCUGAGCGGGGCGUAAAGCGCGGCAUAAAAAAUAAACCAGCGUGUGACAAGGCUACUACGGACUCUGUGGGGGUGAAAGCUGGAGAUGGCCUGACCACCACCAGCAAGCCUGUUGCAGUCACGCAAGGCGAGCCUCAGGAACCCAGUGCCAAGCGCACCGUUGUACAGCUGCCCAAGACCACCAAGGAGGCUCCGUCACCGGCCAACAGGGACGCACAAUCUGUCGAGUCUACGGUAGCCAGUGGUAAAGCUCCACACACACACCAGCCCGCUGGUCGGAGCCCACAGACGCAACGCAGAGACGUAGACAACCGAGCAGAGAGACUAGGCAAUGGCCAGGAACAAAAACCAGGAGUGCCUGUUGCUGCUGGCAGCCAUACCAACAAAACUCAGGUGGCAGAGAAGCAAAACCAGUCUUCAGACAGGUUUGGAGCAACAGCACACGGCAGUGAUAGCCAACCAGCAGCUCCCGUCAGCACCAGUGACUGCCUCGAACCCGUCGGCUUUAACAACGAUGUGGACUCUGCCUCUUUAGAAACGCGGGGGGAUAGAACUGACUUUGAGCCAGAGAAAAAGUCUGUUGAGCAGGAAUCGGAGCAGGAUACUCUUAUCCGCCAGCAGCUUGAAUCAAAAGAGGCAGGUUCGAUAUCGGCUGUUGGCAUGGCUGGCAAAGAAAGCCAGUCACCCGGUCUAGCUCAGAGGCAGGUCAGCUGUGACGAGGAGGAGAAGCAGGACCAGUCGAAGGAGGAGCCUCCUCUGGAAAUGAAACAACAGGAAGUCCCAGAGCCGAUGGUUAACCUGCAAUUUGUGAAGAAUGAUUCGUACGAGAAGGGCACGGACCUGAUGGUGGUUAAUGUUUACACGAAGGGGAUCUGCAGGGACACGGCCAGGGUCAUCUUCAGGGAGCAGGACUUCACCCUCAUCUUCCAGACAAGUGAUACUAACUUUCUGCGGCUUCAUUCAGACUGUGGUCCAAACACAGUCUUCAAGUGGCAAGUCAAACUCAGGAAUUUGAUCCAGCCUGAGCAAUGCAGCUACUCCUUCACCCCGUCCCGACUGGACAUCACCCUGAAGAAAAGGCACAGCCAGCGCUGGGGGGGCCUGGAGGCCCCCGCCCCACAAGGUGCAGUGGGUGGCGCCAAGGUGGCUGUACCCUCCAGCCCUUCGUGCAUUGAGAAGAGCCAGCCAGGCAGCAGCCAGCACAGCCUCCCAGCCAAGGAGGAGCCUCCAAGGGUCGGGGAGGAGAAACCUAAGCCCCCCAAGGCCUCAUCUAGAGUGGAGGAUGGCGGUCUAGAUAAUGUUGCUCCUCGCACGGUCUCUGAGCCCACUGUUACCACGCCUAAGCCUACCUGCAUGGUGCAGCCCAUGACCCAUGCACCUCCUGCUGGCAAUGAGCGCCAUGAAGAAGAGGAGGAGAAGAAGGUGUGCCUGCCUGGUUUUACAGGAUUGGUCAACCUCGGCAACACCUGCUUCAUGAACAGUGUCAUCCAAUCCCUGUCCAACACCAGAGAACUCAGGGAUUACUUCCAUGAUCGAGCGUUUGAGGCAGAAAUCAACUGCAACAAUCCUCUGGGAACAGGAGGCAGGCUAGCCAUUGGCUUUGCUGUGCUGCUCAGGGCCCUUUGGAAAGGAACACACCACGCCUUCCAACCCUCAAAACUCAAGGCAAUUGUGGCCAGUAAAGCCAGUCAGUUUACAGGUUACGCCCAGCACGAUGCCCAGGAAUUCAUGGCUUUUUUGCUGGACGGGCUCCACGAGGACUUGAACCGCAUCCAGAAUAAACCUUACACAGAGACGGUUGACUCUGACGGACGGCUGGAUGAGGUGGUGGCUGAGGAGGCAUGGCAGAGGCACAAAAUGAGAAACGAUUCCUUUAUAGUGGACCUCUUCCAAGGCCAGUUUAAAUCUAAGCUCGUCUGCCCCACAUGCUCCAAGGUUUCCAUCACCUUUGACCCUUUCCUCUACCUGCCCGUGCCCUUGCCCCAGAAACAAAAGGUGCUCUCAGUUUUCUACUUUGCCAAGGAACCUCAUAAAAAACCCAUCAAGUUUUUAGUGAGUGUGAGCAAGGAGAACUCCAGCACCGCUGAAGUCCUUGAAUCCAUCUCCAGGAGUGUCAGGGUCAAACCAGAGAACCUCAGACUGGCAGAGGUGGGGAAGAACCGCUUUCAGCGCAUGUUCUCACCGUCCCAUUCCCUGGACAUGGUGUCCUCCUCUGACAUGUUGUUCUGCUUUGAGGUGCUUUCCAAAGACAUGGCCAAAGAGAGAGUGGUAUUGCUUCGAGUGCAGCAGAGACUCCAGGUCCCUAAUAUCCCCAUCUCAAAGUGUGCUGCCUGCCUGAAGCCUCCAGUGUCCGAGGAAGACAAGCUGAAGCGGUGCACACGCUGCUAUCGUGUGGGCUACUGCAAUCAAGUGUGUCAGAGGACCCACUGGCCCAAUCACAAGGGUCUGUGUCGACCCAACACUGAGAACGUGGGCCUGCCCUUCCUGGUCAGCGUGCCAGAGUCCCGGCUCUCCUCUGCUCGUCUCACCCAGCUACUAGAGGGUUACUCCAGGUUUUCCAUCAACGUGUUCCAGCCUCCUUUCCAGUCAGGUAGAACAUCCCCUGAAACAUCACAGUGCCGGGUUGACCUCCCCCCAAUGCCAGCAGGCUCUCCUAAGGAUCUUGGGACAGGGGACGAGGCCGUGGGUGAUAGCAGUACUGUAGGAGCAGGUGAUCUGGAGCUGGAGAGUCACUCUCUGCUGCCUGAGUCCCAAGUGGAGAAUCCUCAGGCCUCAGCCCUCCAGUCUGGGGACUCAGAUUCCCUCUCCUCCUCCCAGACCUCACUCUCCACCACGCGGACUUCAGAUUCAGGAUUUUCUGAGCCAAUCUCCUCCACAUCCUGCUGCUCUCUGGACCCUCAUGCUGAAAAAGAGACGUCCUGUGAGAAGGCAGUGCGGCCAGAAGCUGCAGUAACAGGGUAUCAGCAUCCAAGUGAAUCAGCAUCAGGUCAUGCCAGUCAGUUCUACAUAUCUCUGCUGGACUCGAACAACAAAGAACAGAAGCUGGAUGAGAAAGAGGACCUUCUGGCAGACCUCCCUGAAGACGCGACCCUGGAGCUGGUGUGGAAAAACAAUGAGCGUCUGAAGGAGUAUGUCCUGGUGAGCUCUAAGGAGCUGGAGUACGAGGAGGACCCCGGCUCUCUGAGUGAGACAGCCAGAGCGGGAAACUUCACUCUGGAGCAGUGCCUUAACCUCUUCACAAAGCCAGAGGUGCUGGCACCAGAGGAGGCAUGGUACUGUCCAAAGUGCCAGCAGCACCGAGAGGCCUCCAAGCAACUGCUGCUGUGGCGUCUGCCCAACGUUUUGAUCAUCCAGCUCAAACGCUUCUCCUUCAGGAGCUUCAUCUGGAGGGAUAAGAUCAACGACAUGGUCGACUUUCCUGUCAGGAAUCUGGAUCUAAGUAAGUUCUGUAUUGGCCAGAAGGAUGAGAUGCAACAACCCCCUAUCUACGACUUAUAUGCAGUCAUCAACCACUAUGGAGGUAUGAUAGGAGGCCACUACACGGCGUACGCUCGCCUGCCGAGUGACAAGAACAGCCAGCGCAGCGAUGUUGGCUGGCGUCUGUUUGAUGACAGUACCGUGACAAUGGUGGAGGAGAGUCAGGUGGUGACGCGCUACGCCUACGUCCUGUUCUACCGACGACGGAACUCACCCGUGGAGAGGCCGCCACGCUUUCUCAGGCCUGUAGGAGCCGAGUCGCCCUCUGCCACAGGAGCUACUGCGAGCCAGGCCUCUCUAAUAUGGCGGGAACUGGAGGAAGAAGAGGAGGGCCUCAACGAAGGCCCCCGCGGACUGCUCCGCUCUGCGCGGCGGAGGCGACAAGCGUCGAGGAACGGAGAUGAGGAAGACGAAGACAGAACUGAAGGAUCUGUGCGACGGCACCCCAGGCAGAGGAUGUCGGACCAUCCCGAUGAUGACUGUGUGCGCUAUUUUGUUCUGGGCACUCUGGCAGCCGUGUUUGCUCUGUUCGUCAAUUUGGUCUACCCUCUUCUUUACAAAUCCAGCUGGACCUGAGCAGUGGCUCGUUGGUGACUUGAUUUUGGCUGGGGCAUUCAGAAAUAUGAAUGUUCAGUUGUUCAAACAAACAGAGGUACGAUAGGAAACUUUGGAAGUUUUAAUACUUCACCACUACUCUUGUGGAAGAACCCAGUAAGUCAUCCUUCCAUUGGCCUUCAGCUAGUAGAAUGGUUCUUCCAACACUACAGCACUUUAGAAGUGUAUGUAUAACUUUACAUGGCUCAACCCUUUAAAAUACUUUGUGUGCUACUUCACACAUUAAAAGACACUGAGGUUAGGGCUGGGCGAUAUGGCCACCAUCUUCUAUCCCCAUAUAGGCCAUUUCAUAUCCUCACAACAAUAUCACGAUACAGCAUGUUUUGUGGUAAUUCAAUAAAUGGUAUACAGGAAAUAAUGUUAAAGCCUGUUUUUAUACACUCCUGCGUGAAUUAAAUAAGUCACAAAUAAAAAGUACUUAGUAUUUUCUUAUUCCAUUAAGAACGGCAUAAUGUGCAAGGAUCAGAAUGCAAAGCAUCGUCCAAAUGACAUAAAUAUUGCUGCAACGCAGUUUGGCCGCCUGCUGGUCUUUCGACAUCGCAAUAGAAACAACAUAGAAAAAAAGACAUUCGUGUAUCGUCUAUCGAAUACAUACAUACAUACAUACAUACAUACAUACAUACAUACAAACAACAAAUCAGCCAGCCCCAACGGAGGAGACAGCAAAAAUAUUCCGGUCAUCAUAAGCGAACAUCGUAGUUAAAGCUGCAGUAGACUGAUUGUAUCAGCACAGUACCCGUCUCUAUGCAUUGUAUUGGCCCUUGCUUCCAGUGCAUGUGUGCUUUUUAAGAAUUUGGCAGUUUGUUUUAAGUCAUAUUUUGAAGAUAGUUCUCAGCUGUUGAGCUCUGACAGCCUUAAUCACCUACACUAAUAUUAAAUCAUGGAGUUAUUCAUUCUUCACCUUGGAAACAGUAGUUUGGCUGAAAUAAAAUCAUAAAUCAUGGAGGUGUGGUUUAAAGCUCUGGAAAAAAAAAAGCUUGUAAGUUGACCUUUAGUUCCGAUUUUUUUUUUUUUUUUUUUUUU